AUGUAUGGCAAGGCUAUUCUUUCAAUGUCAGUCGGCAGGGCAUCGGCCCACUCUAUGGAGAGUAAGCUUGAUGCCAUUGCCGAUGCUGGAUUCGAAGCAAUCGAACUCUUCUUCGAAGACCUGGAAUUUUUGGCCAAGUCAUAUCCCGGGGGGUUCACCUAUGAGAACCAAGUGAAAGCAGCACAUGCAAUUCGAAAGCUUUGUGACGAUCGUGGAAUCCAGAUCCUAUCGUUACAGCCGUUUAUAUUCUACGAGGGCCUCCUUGAUCGUGCCGCCCACGAAACACACAUUGCCAAACUGAAAGUGUGGUUCGAGCUGCUCAAGAUACUGGGGGCUGAUCUCAUUCAAAUCCCUACCAACUUUCUGCCUUCCGGUAUCACAGGAGAUCGCGAUAUCAUAGUGCAGGAUCUGGUUGAGGUAGCGGAUCUAGGCUUGCAGCAGGAACCGGCCGUACGCUUUGUGUAUGAAGGCAUGGCGUGGGGUACAUUCAUCGACACAUGGGAAGAGGUCUGGGACAUCGUGCAACGGGUAGACCGGCCGAAUUUUGGUAUCUUGCUAGACACCUUUCAAAUUCCCGCUAGGGAGUGGGCGGACCCCUCUGCAGCCGACGGAAGAUUGGAGGGUGGAGAAGAGCGCCUCAACGCCUCCUUGGAUCGGCUAGUUGCUACAGUGGACCUGAGUAAAGUCUUCUAUAUCCAAAUAGGAGAUGCCGAGCUUCCCAGCACCCCAGUCACGGAAGAACACGAGUGGCAUCUUCCUGGCCAACCGGCGCGGAUGAGCUGGGCACGCAAUGCUCGAACAUUCAACGACGACGCUGAUAUCCCCGGUUACCUUCCAAUCACUCAAUGUGUGGAUGCAUUCAUUAACCGUCUCGGAUUCAAGGGGUGGGUAUCUUGUGAAGUCUUUUCGCGCUUUCUCGCCGAACCAGACCCAUCUGUGCCGCAAAGAUUUGCCAAGCGGGCAUCCGACGGGUGGCAUAAGCUGUUCGACAACGAUGUAAUGGUAGAGGUUAAGACCAACAAGGGUGGGAGUGUAUCCAUUUGA
Molecule: messenger RNA, 1044 nt
Organism: Aspergillus bombycis
Lineage: Eukaryota; Fungi; Ascomycota; Eurotiomycetes; Eurotiales; Aspergillaceae
Product: sugar phosphate isomerase/epimerase family protein
Exons: 1
Coding region: 1-1044 (347 amino acids)
Source: RefSeq, a predicted model, not a curated record